Ictalurus furcatus (blue catfish) is the source of this 682-nucleotide messenger RNA. RefSeq names its product ATP-dependent DNA helicase Q4-like. The record is from RefSeq and is a predicted model, not a curated record. The transcript is spliced from 3 exons. Bases 243 to 611 code for a protein of 122 amino acids. NCBI's taxonomy places the organism in Eukaryota, Metazoa, Chordata, Actinopteri, Siluriformes, Ictaluridae.
CAGCGGCAGUCGCGGGAGGAGCGAUCUCUGUUAUUAUAUAUAAUAAUUUUUUGCCUUCGAAUUCCAAGGUCUUGAUCUGCUGUUUCUGUUAAAAUGGUUCCCUUGUUUGUUUAUUUAUUUAUUUGUGCCUACUUAUUAUUUUUGACUUUAUGUUGGUGUUUAGCCUGUUGGAUUUCUUUUCUCCUUAAGUGAAAGUGUGUUGAUGUGCGUGCAGUGUUGCGUAUCGGAACUGUAGCUUCUGCAUGGAUGAGCUGGACGAAGCCAGGAGCCUGAGGCUGAAGGAGCUUCUGGCUGAUUAUUUUGAGAAGAGGCGAGACCUGGACCUGAGCAAGUAUGAGGAGGAGCAGGACGAUGAGGACGAGACCUUCAGCAAGUUUAAGCUGAAGGACUGGGAGGAUCAGAUCCGCGCUGAUGUGAGAGCUUUCCUGGCCAGUCGGAGUGAUGAAAAGUUCUCAGGCCGUGCCGUGGCGAGGAUUUUCCAUGGGAUUGGAAGCCCGUGUUAUCCGGCGCAGACGUACGGCCGAGACCGGCGUUACUGGCGAAAAUAUCUCCAGUUUGACUUCAAUGAGAUCAUCCGCUUAGCCACUCAGGAGAUUAUUAGAACAAGGUAACUGAACAGAGACUCCUCCGUUAUUCACUGCUGAUUCAGUUAUGUGUGAGAUUUCUCAGUUUAUCUGUAUUU